GCGAAAGAACGAGCUGCCGAAGAAGGACUGGACAGUUAUUCGUGUGAGGAGUUGAGGGGUAUGUUCGGACGGUUGUGUACACGAAUGGUGCAUCGACUGAACGAGACUGAGAUGCAGAACAACGAAAUGAACAUGCUCGCGAAACAGAUUACACAGAUGCAGAACACUCGAAGGACAUUGGAAGAACGUAAACGUCAGCUUGAUGGACCGCCACCAGGUCCACCGCCCGCUCAAGGAGGAGGACCUCUGAAAGCGACGCAACACCAACAGCAACAUCAACCCCCUCCGAUGAUGGAUCAUCGCCGAGAUAGACGCGACAUGGGCAGUAAUAUGCAUAUGGGCAUGAAUAUGAAUAUGGGUAUGAACAUGAACAUGAAUAUGAACAAUAAGCCGACACCUUUAUUGCGGUCGUAUUCGCCGAUUCGGAGAUGGGAAGAGGGUCGAGAGAAUCGACGCAAUAAAAUGAUGAUGCCACAGCAGUCUUCGAACCGACGGCGAUACUCACCCGAGGACUCGAACAGGUCAUCGAAACAUUCGGAGAGUAAAGACGAUAACAACAGGUACGAUAGAGGCUCGUCGAAGCGUCGAAGCCCACUGCAACUCAAAAUGACUCCCGUAUCGCCAACGCCUCAUCGUCAAGGUGGUGGCGGCACAGCGUCACCUCCUCCCCCCAAACAGUCAAAACCACCCAAAAAACCGAUUGAUGAAAGUGAAUUGAGUGAAGGUGAAAUUGUUAGUGAUUGA
Anisakis simplex (herring worm) is the source of this 744-nucleotide messenger RNA. The record is from the annotation of a GenBank genome assembly. Lineage: Eukaryota; Metazoa; Nematoda; Chromadorea; Rhabditida; Anisakidae.